AGUUUGUACAUUUGAGUUUGCAUGUCGCUGUUGUGGUUCAAGGAGUUUGAGUUAAUAUUUUGGUUCUUUGAUUUUGGUUGUGAAUUUCCAUAUUUAUUAUAAUUCGCUUUGGUGGUGAAUUUAAUUGGUGAUUUACGCCCAUACAAAAAAUAUCCUAAUAAAUUAUACAAUAUAAUCACCGCGCUUAUGUAUGCCAAGUACGUAAUAUUCAUCCAUGGCAGUUUGAAUGGAUCAUAAGGAAUUUAAUGUCAGUGCGAUAUUAUUUUUUUAGCUUUCGAAAUAUGUCUCACAAAGUAUUUGUCUACGGUACAUUAAAACGGAACGAGCCCAAUCAUCACUGGCUGACUGAUCCCAAUAAUGGUGUGGGGAAGUUUAUAGCUGAAGGAACCACAAAGAACAAAUACCCACUUAUAAUAGCUACAAAGUAUAAUAUCCCAUUCUUACUAUUCAGCCCGGGCAAUGGGCAUUAUAUAAAAGGUGAAGUGUAUGAAGUAGAUGAUUUGAUGCUUAGUAAACUGGAUAUUUUGGAGGAUCAUCCCGACUUCUACAUAAGAGAGAUUGAUGACAUACUAGUAAAAAAAGAAAAUGAAACUCAAACUUUGAAAUGCUGGGUAUAUUUUAUAAAGAACUUCAAGCCGGACUUGCUGCAGCGGCGUAGUAUGGACAACUACUCAUCCCACGGAAACCAUGGACUGCCAUAUAUGGAGAGGUCUAAACGAGAUCCUACAUACAAUCAUAAGGCUGAGUUGACUGAAUGAUGCAAUAAUGAGUCAACUCUUGAAGAUUUAAAUGGUGCCUGACCUGUGAUGGAGAAAUAUAGAUAAUUAUUCUAAUUUUAUAAACCAUUCCUAUAAUAAUAAAUAUUUAUAUUAUGUUCUAUUUACAUUUGUUAUUAAAAAUGUUUUAUUAUUA
Messenger RNA from Manduca sexta (tobacco hornworm), 912 nucleotides. RefSeq names its product putative gamma-glutamylcyclotransferase CG2811. NCBI's taxonomy places the organism in Eukaryota, Metazoa, Arthropoda, Insecta, Lepidoptera, Sphingidae. The transcript has 5 exons. Bases 246 to 758 code for a protein of 170 amino acids. Gene Ontology annotation, molecular function: gamma-glutamylaminecyclotransferase activity. The record is from RefSeq and is a predicted model, not a curated record.